Molecule: messenger RNA, 1113 nt
Organism: Linum tenue
Lineage: Eukaryota; Viridiplantae; Streptophyta; Magnoliopsida; Malpighiales; Linaceae
Source: the annotation of a GenBank genome assembly
AUAGGAUAUUCCCUUUCUUCCCCUCCCAAAUUCCAGGCCCCCUCCGCCCCGGAAACUACAACUACAGCUUUUCGGCUUUUCCUUUUUCAAAGGGAAGAAUCCAUUCACGACGAUUUUCCACUUCAACGAGAAAAACAAAGGAAAAUCUCCGCAACAAAAAGAGUAGAAUUCUCCGGCCAUGGCUUCUCGUCGCCGGAUGCUCCUCAAGGUCAUUAUUCUCGGCGAUAGCGGGGUGGGGAAAACGUCGCUAAUGAAUCAGUACGCGUAUGUGAAUCGGAAGUUUAGCAACCAGUACAAGGCCACGAUUGGAGCUGAUUUCCUUACCAAAGAAGUUCAGUUUGAAGACAGAUUGUUCACAUUGCAGAUAUGGGAUACUGCUGGUCAAGAAAGAUUUCAAAGCCUUGGUGUUGCUUUCUACCGGGGUGCAGAUUGCUGUGUUCUGGUGUAUGAUGUCAAUGUAAUGAAAUCAUUUGACAAUCUUAAUAAUUGGAGGGAAGAAUUCCUGCUGCAGGUGGCAAGUCCACCAGAUCCUGAAAACUUCCCAUUUGUUGUGUUGGGAAACAAGGUCGAUGUUGAUGGUGGCAAUAGUCGAGUGGUUUCUGAAAAGAAAGCAAAGGCUUGGUGUGCUGCUAAAGGGAACAUACCCUACUUUGAGACUUCUGCCAAAGAAGGAUUCAAUGUGGAUGCUGCUUUUGAGUGCAUAGCCAAGAAUGCACUUAUAAAUGAACCAGAAGAAGAGAUGUACCUUCCUGACACCAUCGAUGUCGGAGGUGGAGGCCAGCAGCAGAGGUCCACAGGUUGUGAAUGUUAAGAGCAGUUUCUAAACAAGGAGCGGCAUACUGGUUCUUUCGAUGGAGAGUACGUUUGAUAGCAGAAUUGUACGUACCUUAGGAGAUCGAUGGUUGCGAUUUGAUGUAUAUUUGCUUAAGUUACUUCCUUGGAGAUAUUAUGCCUGACAGCGUUUUGUGUAGAGGUUUAUAUUGAUUGGAACUGCAAAAUAUGCUACUUAAAGCUCUGCAAAAGCUCUAUACUAUAUGUCUGCACACUUUGACAAUCCGAUUCGUGGAGCAAAGCACGAUCAUGAACACUUUUUUGAUGAUGCUCUUAUUUGGG